AUGAGCAUCCUGGCCAGCCUUGAUGGGCUCUCUCUGAGCCCAUCAACCCUCUUCUUGGCAGUCUUUAUUGGGCUGUUGCUCGUCGACCAGCUCAUCUUCUGGGGUAGCGGUGGGUAUUCGCUCCCACCCGGCCCCAUGCGGCUUCCUUUGAUAGGCAAUCUGCUGGACCUCCCACCCAAAGGGGAGCCAGAAUUCCAGCAUUGGCUCAAGCACAACGAGCGCUACGGUCCAAUCAGCUCCGUCCACAUCAUGGGACAGACUAUCAUCAUCAUUCACGGCAGAGACGCCGCCUGGUAUCUCUUGCAAAAGUGUUCCAAGAGUACCUCGUCGCGGCCGCACUUGGAGUUUGCCCAGAGCAUGUGCGGCUACGACAAUCUUUUGGCGUCGCAAAAGUAUGAAGACAGUAGCUUUCGCCCUCGUCGCCGGCUCGUUCACCAGCACCUCGGUACACCGGCGGCGUCGGAGCGGUACAAGGCACUUCACCAAGAGCAGGCUGGCAUAUUGAUCCAGCGGUUGCGAGAAUCGCCUGAGCAGCUGGGAGACCAUCUCAAAAGCUUCGCGUCCGCCAUCGUUCUCGAGGCAACAUAUGGAUAUACGCUCGAGUCUGUCGCUGACCCGCUUGUUACGCUUCUGCACCGCAUGAUCGACCAAGUCAAGGAGGCAUUCAUGCCCAUGGCAUGGGUCGUUGAUGUUUUGCCGGCCCUGCAGCACCUUCCUGACUGGCUGCCGGGCAUGUCUUUCAAGAAGAAAGCGCGAGAGCACAGACAGACCAUGAACGAGGUGGCCGACAUGCCCUACGCAUUCGUCCAAGAGCAGAUGCAGAAGGGCAUCCAUCGUCCAUCGUACGUCUCCAGCAUACUCGAGACCGACACCGCCAACUCGGACGACGAUCAAGGCAGCUUCGAUGCCGGGCCCCCGGUCCGCCCCACCGAGGAGAGCGACAUCAAGUAUACAGCCGCCACCAUGUACGGCGCCGGGGUCGAGACGUCCACGUCGACCCUCGAGGCCUUUGCAUUGGCCAUGGUGCUGUUCCCAGACGUGCAGCGCAAGGCGCAGCAGGAGAUUGACAGCGUCGUCGGCCCAGACCGCCUGCCGAGCCCGCAAGACCGCGCCAGGCUGCCCUACACCUCGAACGUGGUAACGGAGCUUCUCCGGUGGUGGCCCGUGCUGCCAAUGGGUGUCGUGCACACGGCCCAGGAAGACAUCAUGUACAGGGACUAUCUGAUCCCAAAGGGCGCGAUCCUGAUGCCCAUGGUAUGGUGGUUCUGCCACGAUCCGGGUAGCUAUGCAGAUCCAGCCAAGUUUGACCCGGACCGCUUCUCCAAGGCUGGCAGCAACGAGCCCGACCCGAGGGGGGUAGUUUUUGGAUUCGCUCGCCGCAUAUGCCCCGGAAGGUUCUUUGCAGAUUCCAGCCUCUUUAUGGCCAUUUCGCACAUUCUGGCGACUUUGACCAUUACAAAUGACGUGGAUGAUAAAGGUCGGCCAAAAGUGGCCGAGAUUCGUCAUACCCCGUCCGUCGCAUCUCGGCCAGUCGAGUUUCCGUUCAAGAUUGUUCCAAGGAACGCCGAGCAUACAGUGGUUUCCAAUGCUGUCUAA
Molecule: messenger RNA, 1596 nt
Organism: Beauveria bassiana ARSEF 2860
Lineage: Eukaryota; Fungi; Ascomycota; Sordariomycetes; Hypocreales; Cordycipitaceae
Product: Cytochrome P450 CYP620C2
Exons: 2
Coding region: 1-1596 (531 amino acids)
Molecular function (GO): monooxygenase activity; iron ion binding; oxidoreductase activity, acting on paired donors, with incorporation or reduction of molecular oxygen
Source: RefSeq, a predicted model, not a curated record